AACAGACUGACCCCUCUAUCAGUUCAUUAUAUUAUUACUAUUGUAACUCGAGUAGUAGCAUGGCUAGUUGAAAUAAAAUAAAACAAUAAAAUGUUUAGAUUUAUAAAGCGUGGAGAGUUUUUGAAAAAUCUCUCAUUUUACAACUGCAGUGUACAAGAUAAGAAAAGUAAAAAUGUUUUGAAAAAUGUUCAACGUUGCAUUAGCGGGCAGAUUUCGAAAUCUGAUAAUCUUUUUCCGGAGCGCGUCGAUUUUCCUGACAGACAUAUCGGACCAAGGGAUCAAGAUGUAGUAACUAUGUUAGAUCUUCUAGAGUACAAGAGCUUAGACCAAUUAACGAACGAUGCUGUUCCUAAGCAAAUACAGCUCCAAGGUCUUAUGAAAAUCGACGACCCUAUGAGUGAGUACGAUUUGAUUGAGAGAGUACGAAAAUUGGCGGAAAAGAAUAAAAUAUGGCGUUCGUAUAUUGGCAUGGGAUAUCACAAUUGCUGUGUCCCUCAUAGCAUAAUGAGAAAUAUGUUCGAGAAUCCAGGAUGGACCACUCAAUAUACUCCGUAUCAGCCAGAAAUAGCCCAAGGUCGUUUAGAAAGUUUAUUGAACUAUCAGACUAUGGUGAGCGAUCUUACUGGACUGGACGUUGCUAACGCGUCCUUGUUGGAUGAGGGGACAGCUGCUGCGGAGGCCUUAUCUCUAUGUCAUAGGCACAAUAAAAGAACCAAAUUCGUAGUAUCCGAACGGUUGCAUCCUCAAACGUUAUCGGUGGUACAAACACGACUAGAUGCGCUGGGACUCGAAGUUACUGUGGUACCAGAUGUCCGUCAAGUGGACUUUGCUCAGAGGGAUAUAUCUGCUGUGUUACUGCAAUGUCCGGAUACGAGGGGACUGGUGUACGAUUAUUCUGGUCUAGCUGCUGCGGCUCAAGAACAUGGUACAUUGGUAGUAGUUGCAACAGAUUUACUAGCGCUAGCCUUAUUGCGACCACCAGCAGAAUGUGGGGCUGCCUUGGCAGUGGGAACUUCGCAGAGACUAGGCGUACCGUUGGGUUAUGGAGGUCCACAUGCGGGUUUCUUUGCCGCAGAACAUCCCUUAGUGAGACUGAUGCCAGGACGCAUGGUAGGAGUGACAAGAGAUGCUGCGGGAAGAGAUGCAUAUAGAUUGGCUUUGCAGACCAGAGAACAGCAUAUUCGUCGAGACAAAGCUACUUCAAACAUCUGCACCGCCCAAGCGCUGUUAGCCAACAUGUCAGCCAUGUACGCAGUUUACCAUGGACCUCAAGGACUGCGGGAUAUUGCCACGCGAGUCCAUAACGCCACUCUUGUACUCGAUCACGGUAUCCAAAGACGUGGCCAUACACAAUCCAACGAUGUAUAUUUCGAUACUCUGUAUAUAAUUCCCACUGAGGAUCACGAUGCUACAGCUAUAAAGGCACGGGCUCAGGAAAUGAAAAUAAACCUGAGAUAUUUCGACGGAGGUGCAGUAGGAGUGGCGUUAGAUGAAACUACUACAAUGCAAGACGUCGAUGACUUGUUGUGGAUAUUUGACUGCGAUAAAGUUAAAGAGGUGGCACAGAGUGGUGAUGUGAUAUUGCGAAGUAUUUUAAAAGGUCCUUAUCGAAGGACUUCCCCUUAUUUGACGCACCCUGUGUUCAAUAUGCACCAUUCAGAGACCAGAAUAGUACGAUACAUGAAACGAUUGGAAAACAAGGAUAUAUCUCUGGUUCACUCUAUGAUACCACUUGGUUCAUGCACGAUGAAACUAAAUUCCACGACGGAAAUGAUGCCCUGUUCGUUCCAACACUUUACCGACAUCCACCCAUUCGCACCGCUAGACCAGUGCCAGGGUUACCACACGCUUUUUGAAGAACUUGCGAAUGAUCUAUGCGCGAUAACUGGCUACGAUAGAGUUUCUUUCCAACCAAACAGUGGCGCGCAAGGCGAAUACGCCGGGUUAAGGACUAUCAAACGCUACCACGAGUACCGGGGUGACGCUGGUCGUAACAUUUGUCUGAUCCCUGUCAGCGCUCACGGCACCAACCCUGCGUCCGCACACAUGGCGGGCAUGCGAGUGUGUGCCAUACGUGUGACUCCUUCCGGGGAUAUUGACAUGGAACAUCUUAAAGACAUGGUGGAGGAACAUAGCAGCAAGCUAUCGUGUCUAAUGUUGACGUAUCCCAGCACAUUUGGAGUGUUUGAGGAGCGCGCGGCGGACGUCUGUGCACUGGUUCACGCUCACGGCGGACAAGUCUAUCUAGAUGGGGCUAAUAUGAAUGCUCAGGUUGGACUGUGUCGACCAGGUGAUUACGGCAGCGAUGUCUCACAUUUGAAUUUGCACAAAACUUUCUGUAUACCCCAUGGAGGUGGUGGUCCUGGCAUGGGUCCCAUUGGAGUAAAAGCCCAUUUAGCACCGUUCCUGCCUUCUCACCCUGUAGUAAAUCCAUUAGCAGACCUAGGCGAUGCCGCGCAUAGCUUUGGCUCCGUAAGCGCUGCUCCUUUCGGAUCGUCAGCCAUUUUGCCUAUCUCAUGGGCGUAUAUAAAAAUGAUGGGGCCCAAGGGGUUAAAACGAGCGACACAAGUGGCUAUCCUCAAUGCUAACUAUAUGUCACGAAGGUUAGAUGGCCACUACAAAACAUUGUACAAAGGCGAAAGGGGAUUAGUUGCCCAUGAAUUUAUAAUAGACGUACGAGAUCUCAAGAAAACAGCAAACAUUGAACCAGGGGAUAUUGCUAAACGUCUUAUGGAUUUUGGUUUCCAUGCGCCCACCAUAUCGUGGCCAGUCGCUGGUACAUUAAUGAUAGAACCUACAGAAUCAGAAGAUCUUCAAGAACUAGAUCGUUUCUGCGAAGCGCUUAUUUCGAUAAGAAAAGAAAUAAAAGACAUUGAAGACGGUAUUAUGGAUAAACGUUUAAAUCCCGUCAAGAUGGCUCCACAUACACAGGAGGAAGUUAUAACUGAAGAUUGGAAUCGACCUUAUACUAGACAGCAAGCGGCAUUCCCCGCUCCAUUCGUAAAAGGCGAGACUAAAAUAUGGCCAACAGUAAGCCGAAUUGAUGAUAUGUAUGGUGACAAACAUCUUGUGUGCACAUGCCCACCUGUUCUCGAUGAUUUUUAAUUUAAGAUUGUAAAUAAAAUAAUACAAAUGCGGUUGCAAA
Bicyclus anynana (squinting bush brown) is the source of this 3145-nucleotide messenger RNA. RefSeq names its product glycine dehydrogenase (decarboxylating), mitochondrial. The transcript is spliced from 18 exons. The coding region runs from base 91 to 3105 and encodes 1004 amino acids. NCBI's taxonomy places the organism in Eukaryota, Metazoa, Arthropoda, Insecta, Lepidoptera, Nymphalidae. The record is from RefSeq and is a predicted model, not a curated record. Gene Ontology annotation, molecular function: glycine dehydrogenase (decarboxylating) activity; pyridoxal phosphate binding; glycine binding. Gene Ontology annotation, cellular component: glycine cleavage complex; mitochondrion. Gene Ontology annotation, biological process: glycine decarboxylation via glycine cleavage system.